Drosophila albomicans is the source of this 1377-nucleotide messenger RNA. RefSeq lists its product as uncharacterized. The transcript has 5 exons. Bases 55 to 1359 code for a protein of 434 amino acids. The record is from RefSeq and is a predicted model, not a curated record. Lineage: Eukaryota; Metazoa; Arthropoda; Insecta; Diptera; Drosophilidae.
CCAAUUCAAUAAUAUGCUAUAUAACAUUUCGAAAAAUUAACUCGUAUUACAAUUAUGACACAGGAGGCUGAUAAUUAUGUGUUCUCCAAUUGUGCCGAGCAGGUGGCCGAGUGUGUGGAGCGACUUGUGCGACAAACCAACGAAGAUUUGAGGAACUUCCGAGAGGAGCAAAGUGGUCUUCGAGCACAUAUCUCUUCCAUACUGGAUGAAAAUCGCAAUCUGAGCACUCAACUGGGCAAAUACACCAGAAUGCCUUACGCCUCGGACAUGGAAGAGCUGCAGCAGCAGCUCCGUUUAUCCAACGAUGCGCUGGUCCAGGCCAAGGCACAGAUUGAUGCACUCAAAAAGGAUCGACAUUGCCUCAACCAGAUCAAUGAAUGCUCACAGCGCACCAUCAAGAACUUGGAGACUAAACUGCAGAAUUAUCGUCAGCAAUUAUCCAAAGGGGACAAGCAGCAAAUGUACGACAAGUCAAUUAAAAUGCUGGAGCAAAAGUUGGCUUUGCAACAGGAAGACAUACGCACACAGGCAAAUGUCAUCAAGGCGUUGCAUCAGCAUAAAGUGCGAGAUGGCGAGAGGAUUGAAACACUGCAAACUGAACUCACUAAGCGACGUCAAGACAACGAGAAUCGCGAAGAGAGCCAAGCCAAGAUGGCAACAAUGCAAAAGCAGCUAAAGGAACUUGACAGGGCAUUGAAAUAUACUCAAUCCUUGCUGGAGAAGAGCACAAAACGCGAGGAGACGGCCAUGCGCAAAGUGCAAGAAGCUCUUAGUAUUAACGAGGCUACCGAGCGUGAGAAGAUCGAGGCGGAAAGGUUAGCCGAAACCUACAAGGAGGAAGCUACUCAACUGGCCACCAAUAUUGGCAACGUUAUGGACGAAGCCGCCAAGCGUGUGGAUAACGAAGUCGAUCAGCUGCGCUCGAAGCUAUCGAAGAAGGAUAAAAUGAUACAAUCACUGCGCGAAAAGCUUAACCAUCAAAUUGCCGAGAACAAGUCCAUGAUGGAGUCUAUCGAAGCGCGCUACAAUCGCAUUAGUCUCAAGUAUGAAGAGACUCUAAAGCAAAAUGAGAAACUUGCAGCGCAUGUCGAGUCCUGCAACAAGCGUGUUACGGAAAUGGAACAAUACGCUCAGAAAGAACAUCACUUAACGAGCAAAAAGAACUACGAUCCUCAGCUUGAGGAUUACAUGCAGGCCAAUAAAAAACUUAAAUCACACUACAGAUAUCUGCUGCAUGAUUUGACAAACAGAUUCGAGGCGGAGUUCGAAAAUGUGCGCAAGGAAAACUGUGAUCUGAAGGCCGAAAAUGAGCUACUCAAAAGUGGCGCCGCUGGCGAUGGCAUUGGCAUAUUGAAAUAGUGAACAUAAAAACUUAUA